GAAGAACCCUCCGGUCCUCAGGUUUCAGCAUGACCAUUUGAAGGGAACAGCAGCUGUUCUGCCAACAGGCAGCAGCUCGGCCUGAAAGCUCCCACUUGCGGGGCAAGUCUGAGGGGAGCGGGGGGAAAAGACUUUUUCUUUGGGAUAUUGCUCACUCCAUUGAACACCUCCCCACCAUUGCCCUGUGGCACCAGGCAGAAUAGGCCCAGGAGCAGAAUGCAAAGAUGGCAGCCCCGCCACCAUACAUCCCUGGUCCAGAUUGCCUGCGCCCGUUCACCCGCGAGUCCCUCCAGGAGAUAGAGAAGCGGAUCGCGGAGCGAGAAGCCGAGAAGUUGAAGCCUAAGCAUGAGGAGAUUCACGAUGAAGAAAAGGAGGCCAAACCCCGCAGUGACCUGGAGCAAGGGAGAAGUCUCCCGAUGAUUUAUGGGGACCCCCCUCCAGAGCUCAUCGGGGUGCCUCUGGAAGACUUGGACCCAUUCUACAAAGAUCAGAAAACAUACAUCCUCCUCAACAAAGGAAAGUCCAUUUUCCGGUUCAGUGCCACCCCUGCUCUAUAUAUGUUGGAUCCUUUCAAUAUUGUCCGGAGAGGUGCCAUCCAAGUGCUUAUACAUUCAUUAUUCAGCAUGUUUAUCAUGAUCACCAUCUUAGCCAACUGUGUCUUCAUGACCAUGAGUGACCCGCCACCGUGGGCCAAGGAUGUGGAAUACACUUUUACUGGCAUCUACACCUUUGAGUCUAUGAUCAAGAUAUUGGCCCGGGGAUUCUGCAUCGACAACUUUACAUUCCUGAGAGAUCCAUGGAACUGGCUGGAUUUCAGUGUCAUCGUUAUGGCCUAUGUCACAGAGUUCGUAGACUUGGGCAACAUCUCUGCUCUGCGGACAUUCCGGGUUCUCCGGGCGCUUAAAACCAUCACAGUCAUUCCAGGGCUGAAAACUAUUGUGGGUGCAUUGAUCCAGUCUGUGAAGAAGCUCUCCGAUGUCAUGAUCCUCACAGUAUUCUGCUUGGCCGUCUUCGCCCUCAUCGGCCUGCAGCUGUUCAUGGGGAACCUGCGGCAAAAGUGUGUGCGGUGGCCGCCGUUCACCAACGACACACUUGAUGGCGGUUUCAUUGGCAACACCACUCUGUAUGACAACGGCACCCUGUACGACAACAGCACCCUGUACGACAACGGCACCCUGUAUAGCAACGAGACCUUUGACUGGGAUGAGUACAUUCACAAUGAAGAAAAUUUUUAUUUCCUUGAGGGUGCGCUUGAUGCCCUGCUCUGUGGGAACAGCUCCGACGCAGGGCAAUGCCCAGAAGGGUAUCUCUGCAUGAAAGCUGGCCGGAACCCAAACUACGGCUACACAAGCUAUGACACCUUCAGCUGGGCCUUCCUCUCCCUAUUCCGUCUCAUGACUCAAGACUACUGGGAGAACCUCUUUCAACUGACCUUGCGAGCGGCUGGGAAAACGUACAUGAUCUUUUUCGUUCUGGUCAUAUUCUUGGGAUCCUUCUACCUCAUCAACCUGAUCCUGGCUGUGGUAGCGAUGGCUUAUGCCGAGCAGAACGAUGCAACUCUGCUGGAGGAGCAGGAGAAGGAGGCAGAGUUCCAGCAGAUGGUGGAGCAGCUGAAAAAACACCAGGAGGAGCAACAAAGGCUGCUUCAAGAGCAAGCAGCAAACAGCAGCUCCGCAGAGAGUGUUAUCGUGGAGAAAAAGAAGACGGCGGAGUCCGAUCAAGAGGCGCCUAGUGAUCAAGAUGGGCCAAAAGACUGCAACGGCCGGGUCAUCCCACGCUUGGUGCUGGACCGGUCAGCCACAAUAGACGAGUCAGAUCCAGCGGAGGAGCAUGAGAAGCCUGACCACAACCAUCUCCACGCAGGAAACCAAGAAGGGACAGGCUUGACUAAACGAGCAGAGAGUGCCUUUAGCAUAGUCUCCAACACACUGGAAGAACUUGAAGAGGCGCACCAAAAAUGCCCGCCGUGGUGGUACAAGUUCGCCCACGCAGUCCUUGUGUGGAAUUGCUGCCCGCUCUGGGUGAAGAUGAAGAACAUAAUCAAGCUCAUUGUCAUGGAUCCCUUUGUGGAUCUGGGGAUCACCAUCUGCAUUGUCCUCAACACAGUCUUCAUGGCCAUGGAACACUACCCAAUGACAGAUGCAUUCAACGAUGUAUUGAAUGUGGGGAACCUGGUCUUCACGGGGAUAUUCACAGCAGAGAUGGUGCUGAAGCUGAUUGCUCUGGACCCCUAUGAUUACUUCCAGGUUGGAUGGAACAUCUUUGACAGCAUCAUCGUCACUCUCAGCUUGGUUGAGCUCGGCCUCGCCAACGUCCAGGGCCUGUCUGUGCUACGCUCCUUCCGUCUGAUGAGAGUGUUCAAGCUCGCCAAAUCCUGGCCAACGCUCAACAUGCUGAUCAAGAUCAUUGGCAACUCGGUGGGUGCCCUGGGCAACCUCACCCUCGUGCUGGCCAUCAUUGUUUUCAUCUUCGCCGUGGUGGGGAUGCAGCUGUUCGGGAAGAGCUACACCGAGUGCGUCUGCAAGAUCAGCAGCGACUGCACGCUGCCGCGCUGGCACAUGCACGACUUCUUCCACUCCUUCCUGAUCGUCUUCCGCAUCCUCUGCGGGGAGUGGAUCGAGACCAUGUGGGACUGCAUGGAAGUGGCUGGGCAGACCUUGUGCCUCAUUGUCUUCAUGAUGGUCAUGGUCAUUGGGAACCUGGUGGUGCUCAACCUGUUCUUAGCUUUGCUGCUCAGCUCCUUCAGCGCCGACAGCCUGGCAGCGUCUGACGACGAUGGCGAGAUGAACAACUUGCAGAUCGCAAUUGGCAGAAUCACCCGGGGGAUCGACUUUGUGAAAAAACAUGCCCUCCUCCUGCUUCACCGGCAGCUGAAGGAGAAGAAGGCCGAGCCACCUGCCGAAGACCAGGAAGACAGCAAGAAGGAAAACUUUGUCCUCAACCAUUUGGACACAGGCCAGGACUUCAAACCCGACUACAUGGAUGGGAUAGCCAUGGACAGGGUAGCCAGGAAAGAGCCACGCAUCGAUGAAUUCGACCAUAUGAACUUCAUCAACAAUCCUCACCUGACCAUUCAUGUCCCGAUAGCCUCGGAGGAGUCUGACCUGUAUGACGAAACCGACACAGGAGAAGAGACUGCCGAGGACACCAAGAAGCCUCUGUCAGAUGGGACUGAGUCGUCCAUAUGCAGCACUGUUGAUUAUAAGCCCCCAGACCCUGAGGAGGCGGUAGCUGUGGCUGAAGAGGCCGCCGAGCAUGAUGAGCCAGAGGAAUGCUUCACUGAAGCCUGUGUCCGGAGAUGCCCUUGCCUAUACGUUGACGUCAAGACAGAGAAGGGGGAAAAGUGGUGGAAUCUCCGGAAGACGUGUUUCAAGAUUGUGGAGCACAACUGGUUCGAGUCGUUCAUCAUCCUCAUGAUUCUCCUUAGCAGCGGAGCCUUGGCUUUCGAAGACAUCUACAUAGAGCGACGUCGGACCAUCCGCAUCAUCUUGGAAUAUGCUGACAAGGUCUUCUCGUAUGUUUUCGUUAUCGAGAUGCUGCUCAAAUGGGUGGCCUAUGGGUUCAAGGUCUACUUCACCAAUGCCUGGUGCUGGCUGGACUUCCUCAUUGUUGAUGUCUCUCUCAUCAGCCUGACAGCAAACUGGAUGGGAUAUUCGGAGCUGGGGGCAAUCAAAUCCCUGAGGACGCUCCGUGCCCUGAGACCCCUUCGGGCUUUGUCCAGAUUUGAAGGCAUGAGGGUGGUCGUGAAUGCCCUUCUGGGAGCCAUCCCUUCCAUCAUGAAUGUCCUCUUGGUCUGCCUGAUAUUCUGGCUCAUCUUCAGCAUUAUGGGGGUCAACCUCUUCGCAGGGAAGUAUUAUCGCUGCAUCAAUACCACCACGGGCGACUACUUCGAGCUCUCCGUGGUGAACAACAAGACCGAUUGCAUGACUCUCCUCGACCUAUACAAUGCCACGGAUGUCCGCUGGGUCAACGUCAAGGUCAAUUUUGACAACGUGGGCAUGGGGUACCUCUCCCUUUUGCAGGUGGCCACAUUCAAGGGCUGGAUGGACAUCAUGUAUGCAGCCGUCGACUCCCGUGAGGUUGAGGAGCAGCCUGAAUACGAAGUGAACCUCUACAUGUACAUAUAUUUUGUCAUCUUCAUCAUCUUCGGGGCUUUCUUCACUCUCAACCUUUUCAUCGGCGUCAUCAUCGACAACUUCAACCAGCAGAAGAAAAAGUUUGGAGGAAAGGAUAUCUUCAUGACGGAGGAACAAAAGAAAUACUACAACGCCAUGAAGAAGCUAGGCUCAAAAAAGCCUCAAAAGCCCAUCCCAAGGCCUCAGAACAAAUACCAAGCGAUGAUCUUUGACUUUGUGACCCAACAAGCCUUUGAUAUAGUCAUCAUGAUCCUCAUUUGUCUUAACAUGGUGACGAUGAUGGUGGAAACAGACGACCAAAGCGAAACCAAGAUAAACAUCCUCUUCCAAAUCAACCUAAUCUUCAUUGUCAUCUUCACGUCCGAGUGCUUCCUCAAGAUGGUUGCCCUGCGGUACUACUUCUUCACGAUCGGCUGGAACAUCUUUGAUUUCGUCGUGGUCAUUAUCUCCAUCAUAGGACUUGUCCUCUCGGACAUCAUUGAGAAAUACUUCGUAUCGCCCACCCUCUUCAGGGUCAUCCGCCUGGCCAGAAUUGGGCGUGUCUUGCGGCUGAUUCGGGGAGCCAAAGGCAUCCGGACGCUCCUCUUUGCUUUGAUGAUGUCGCUGCCGGCGCUCUUCAACAUUGGCCUCCUCCUCUUCCUGGUCAUGUUUAUCUAUUCCAUUUUUGGGAUGUCCAACUUUGCUUACGUGAAGAAGGAGUCUGGCGUGGACGACAUCUUCAACUUCGAGACUUUUGGCAACAGCAUCAUCUGCCUUUUCCAGAUCACCACGUCGGCCGGUUGGGACGGCUUGCUGAACCCCAUCUUGAACAGCGGCCCCCCGGACUGUGACCCCGAACUGCAGAACCCUGGCAGCCACGUGAAGGGUGAUUGCGGCAACCCUGCCAUUGGCAUCUUCUUCUUCUGCAGCUACAUCAUCAUCUCCUUCUUGAUAGUGGUCAACAUGUACAUCGCCAUUAUCCUGGAGAACUUCAACGUUGCCACGGAGGAGAGCAGCGAACCACUGUGUGAAGACGACUUUGAGAUGUUCUAUGAGACUUGGGAGAAGUUUGACCCCGAUGCCACGCAGUUCAUCGAUUACGCCAUACUCUCGGACUUUGCAGACACCUUGCAAGCUCCGCUGCGGAUCCCUAAGCCCAACAAGAUCAAGCUGAUCACUUUGGACUUGCCCAUGGUUCCUGGGGAUAAGAUACAUUGCUUGGACAUCCUCUUUGCACUCACCAAAGAGGUGCUGGGGGACUCGGGGGAAAUGGAUGCCCUAAAGCAGUCCAUGGAGGAGAAGUUUAUGGCUGCCAACCCCUCAAAGGUCUCCUAUGAACCCAUCACCACCACACUGAAAAGGAAGCAGGAGGAGGUGUGCGCCACCAAAAUCCAACGGGCAUUUCGGCGGUAUUUAUUAAGGCGGUCGAUGAAACAGGCCUCUUACAUGUACAGGCACAGCCAGGAUGAGGAGGCCCUGCUGGAAGGAGCCCCAGAGAAAGAAGGAUUGAUUGCAAAGAAAAUGAAUGAAAUAUAUGGGUCUUCGGGCUCAGAGGUAGACAUCCAAGUGUCUCCAGAAACGUCCCCACCUAUCGAACUCAAACCAGUUGCCAGCGCAGAGGCUACGGAUGACCCUAGCAAAACCAAGAGAGAGGCGGAUCGUGGGGGAAAGGAGGAAGGCGACCCCGGCAAAACGAAGGAAGCGGAGGAUCCUGGCAAAAAGGAGGAAGGCGACCCCAGGAAAACGAAAGAGAAGAAGGAAGAUCCCAGCGGAACAAAGGAAGACGAUCCCAGCAAAAGUAAAGAGAAAGGGGGCACCAAACGUGGUGUGAAAGAGUCGUUUGUAUAAUGCAAAGCACUUUUGGCCAACUGUCAAUUGGCACCCAGAUCCAAAAGACUUCUCUCACAGGGGCCCUUCCAAAAUCAUGUGCUGUAGUGAGCUAACCACCUUCUCUUGCCAGGUUCCCGGUACUCAGCUCAACAUUGUAACUUUGGAAACAGAGCCUCUUCUGGUUUCAAGUUGGGGUUUUUUGUUGUUGUUGUCCAAAUUCACAACAAUGAGCAAAGAUACCUUAUUUUUUCCUUAUGAGGUUUAUGUGAAUGAUCUCUGUUGCAGGUGAAAAGAACAGGUGUUUUAGUUUAAUGGUAGGCGACGUCCGAUGUCACAUGGUCCAGGGCCAGUUCUGCUUUCAGUGCUUCCCUGCUAGCGUUUUUAAGAAGUCUUGGAAGAGUCAGAAGAGAAGGAAAUGGCCAAAGAUGCAAGUCUUCAUAAUUUCAGUCCUGCCACGUUCAAGCUUAGGCAUGGAACCAGAAGACCAGUUUUAAGGAACUCAACCAGAGUUGUGUAUACGCUUCACUUAAAAAGAAAAAUGUAUGAAAAACUGGGUUUUGUAGCCUGAAUCAAUUACGCAAAUUUUCCUGUGGCUGCAUAAUUUAUUGUGCUUGUCAGGGGUGCACAAAAAGCCUUGCCUCUGUAUCACUGGCAUGGAACAGACGUGCACACACACAAAAAACUUUCAGGCUUUAUGUUUGCAGCCUCAAGGCCUAGAUACCUGCUUGCUUUUUCAAUGAAAGCGGAGGUUUUAAAGAUGCCGAAUUCAGUGCACAAUGUCAAAUUCUGUGCUCAUGCGAACAUGGAAAGUAGAAUGCACAGAGCCCUGGAUUUAACUAAUGCUAUCUGGCUGGACAAACUUUGUGAAAACUUCUGUCUUUUCCAAAAGCAGUGAAGAACUGCCAUCUGUACUGGUUCACAGAUAUUAACAUCUGCAUAGGGUUCUGUGGCUGACUUCUUAUGAAAAAAGGAAGUAUUUAUUUAUGUUAUCUCCUGGUAACAGACUGAUAUGCAAUUGUCUUAGGAUUGUUUCCAGCAUGCAAAGGUGAGGUGAAUGGAGCUGAAUAAUAAUUGAAAUGAGGGGACAGUUUGGUGAGCAAAAAUCCACAAUGUCUUAAAAAAAACAAAAACUUGCUUCAGCUUUUUCCUUUCAGGUAUUUGAAAGGACUCACAAUAUAUUUUUUUGUGUUAGAAAUGGUUUAAAGUGCAAUUAAGAGUCUUAACCAUUUGAACUCUCUAUAUUGUUUAUUUUUUAAAAGUAAAAAAUAAAUAAAUAGCAAAAGUAAUGUGCUGAUCUGUUCUCAGGGUUUAAUGUCAGCUUUAAAAUUGUUCUCAUUCUCUACCAAUCACCUAGGAAGUUGUGCUGCGCUUUUACAUAGUACUGUAUAUUCUGUCCAGAAAUGUGGGCCGUUUUGCUUCUCCUCUCCCUCCACUCCACCAGUGGUGCAUUUGAGUAAUUUUAGAUUCAUUCUUCUGCAUGGAGUCCUGGACUUCUGCCCCAAAGUCCUGUCCUGACGGCACCACUGCCCCACAUUGCCCCCCACCCCAGUCCACACAGAAGGCAGGGUAUGGCAUAGAAGCUUGGAGUCUGCAUGGUUUCUUCCCAUGCGCAGGGCUAAGGAAAGGGAAUCUCAGAGACUGAACCGCAGGGACCUGCUAUCUGGAUAACCCAAUAGUUUCCUGAACCAGCCCCCCAGAAAUACAAAGGCAAGAUAUUCCUGGUAAACAUCCGUUUAUAUCAACUGCACCCAUGCAAGAAGAUGUUCCCAGUGGCUUGUGCCCUCAGCCCAACCAGUUUAAAUAAUGGGAGAGACAUGAAUAUUUAAGAAUUGAAACAGUACUGGUAUUUGCUACCCUCUCUCAGCCCUGCAUCACUCCACCGAAUCUGACAAUAAGAAAUUGGUUUAUUUGUUCUGUUUGCCACACUCUACCUCUGAGGCAACCAUGAUUGCCACCUUUUAGAAACAGUAUAUUGGGCAGUGUGGGUCAUUGACCUCCUCCUGCAGUUGAUCAAACUUUGAAAAGGCUGCCACCCACCCAAAAAGGGAGGGGAACUGCAGUUUUGUUGAUGUAAUAAUCUAGUCAUAAUAAU
Messenger RNA from Lacerta agilis (Sand lizard), 8037 nucleotides. RefSeq names its product sodium channel protein type 4 subunit alpha-like. The transcript has 26 exons. Bases 225 to 5963 code for a protein of 1912 amino acids. Lineage: Eukaryota; Metazoa; Chordata; Lepidosauria; Squamata; Lacertidae. Gene Ontology annotation, molecular function: protein binding; voltage-gated sodium channel activity. The record is from RefSeq and is a predicted model, not a curated record. Gene Ontology annotation, biological process: sodium ion transmembrane transport; membrane depolarization during action potential; neuronal action potential. Gene Ontology annotation, cellular component: voltage-gated sodium channel complex; axon; plasma membrane.